CAUUUGUUCAACCACUUGACAUGUCUUCUCUCGCUGGCAUCCACCCGCAUAGCUCAGCUAGGCAAAAGCAGGCUCAUGUUGUUUUCAGAGCAUAGACCAAACUGUCCCUAGGCAGACCUUAGUUUGGUGUGGCCAGAAACUUCCUCAUUCUUGCUCAACUAGUCCUCACCCCGCUAUCACAAGCUGAAAUGUCGAAUAGAGACUGUGGAGGCGCCUGGCCAUGGUUGUGGCCUGCUAAAGAAGUGAAUGAUGCAAUUCCUAGAGCUACCACAACACUACUUGUCAUAGGAAUUGCAACUCUUAGUUUUUUCUGCUUGUUCAGGAGAAGAAAAAAUGAGACAGCUCCAUUGCCGCCGGGGCCCCAAGGCAUGCCGUUCCUUGGGUACCUCCCAUUCCUAGGGACCGAGCUCCACUGGAAAUUCGCUGAAUUGGCCAGGACCUACGGUCCCAUCUACAAACUCUGGCUUGGAAGCAAGUUAUAUGUUGUGGUUAACGCCCCGUUGCUGGCCAAAGAAAUCGUGCAGGACCAGGACAUGAUGUUCGCCAAUCGGGACCCGAACAUCGCCACUACCAUUGGGUCAUACGGAGGAAGGGACAUUACCUUCUCAAGCCAGGGGCCUUAUUGGAGGAAUCUCCGCAAGCUUUUUGUACGGCAGAUGAUGAGCAACGCAAGCCUUGACGCCUGUUAUGGUUUGAGAAGGCAAGAGGUCAGGAAAGCUCUGAGUGAUCUGUACAAAAAAUCUGGGGUGCCGGUAGAUAUCGGCGAAUCAGCACUUCUGAUCUUGAUUAACGUGAUCAUGGCGAUGCUAUGGGGAGGGACGCUUAAGCGAGAGAAAAGUGAAGCCGUGGGUGUGGAGUUUCGAAAGGUAGUGGCUAAACUCAUGGUGCUUGCAAGUAGUCCGAAUAUUUCGGACUUUUUCCCAGCACUCGCUUGGCUUGACCUGCAAGGAGUUGAAAGGGACAUGAAAAGGGUGCAUAAGUGGUUUGAUGAUUUUAUUCAGUCUGCUAUCGACUGUGCCACUAAAGGAAGAACAAAUGAACUGUUCAGGCAGAAGGACGGAGAAUCUGAAAGCAAUGAACAGAAAAAGGACUUCUUGCAGAUUUUCCUGGACAUGGAGAUGGAUCUUGAAGAUAACCAGUCACUAAUGGACAAAAACGAAGCCCUCAAAGCCAUUCUUAUGGACAUUGUGGUUGGCGGAACCGAUACGACUUCGACAAUGGUCGAGUGGGUGAUGGCAGAGUUGCUGCAGAACUCAGAUGUAAUGAACAAAGUAGUCCAAGAAUUGACAGGAGUUGUGGGGGAGGACAAGAUGGUGGAAGAGAACCACUUGCCCAAAUUAAAGUACCUCAAUGCUGUCAUCAAGGAGGCAUUUCGCUUGCACCCGGUGCUGCCUUUAUUGGUGCCUCGGACCCCACAUGCUUCCUGUGUCGUCGGGGGUUACACAAUUCCCAAGGGCAGUAACAUAUUCUUGAAUAUGGGCUAUAUCCAGAGAGACCCCAAGAUUUGGGACAAACCAUUGGAGUUCAGACCUGAGAGGUUCUUGGAAGAUCCCGGCAAGUAUGAUCUCUCUGGCAACAACUUCACGUAUAUGCCCUUCGGUUCUGGUCGAAGGGUGUGUGCAGGGCUUGCACUGGCAGAGAGGAUGCUACCAUAUGUUUUGGCCUCUCUUUUGCAUUCAUUCGAGUGGGAACUACCGCAAGGGGUGGAGCUGGAUUUAUUGGACAAGUUCGGGCUUGUGGUCAAGAAAAUGGAGCCCCUGGUCGCCAUUCCCAGGCCAAGAUUGUCUGCUCCAGAGCUCUACAUGUCGAGUUAGAGCUUUCAUAAAAAUCUCAAGACUCUUCAUUUCAGUUCUACGAAUAAAAGUAUCCUGCAAGUAUCAAUCAUGUUUUAAGCAUCUACUCAAUUAGGCCUGGGUUUAAAAAGAUUUUAUGAUGCUUUUAUUUGUAAUAUGAGAAAUAAUUUCUCUUAUCUAUUGGUUCUUCAGGUCAGUUAGACCAGAAGAUGAGGUCAUGUUGAUUAAGAGCAAAAUGAUUCUGGUCUUGCAUAAAUAUAUUCCACCGGGCAGUUCUCA
Eucalyptus grandis is the source of this 2072-nucleotide messenger RNA. RefSeq names its product flavonoid 3'-monooxygenase CYP75B137. The record is from RefSeq and is a predicted model, not a curated record. The transcript has 3 exons. NCBI's taxonomy places the organism in Eukaryota, Viridiplantae, Streptophyta, Magnoliopsida, Myrtales, Myrtaceae. Bases 189 to 1814 code for a protein of 541 amino acids. Gene Ontology annotation, molecular function: heme binding; oxidoreductase activity, acting on paired donors, with incorporation or reduction of molecular oxygen; monooxygenase activity.